UCUGAGUGUAGUUCUAACGAAAAAGAUUUAGCCAAAAAAUAUAUAACCCUCUGGAAGAUGAGAUGGGGAACAACGAAAGAGAUUGUGAUAAAUCAAGAGCCACCACUCUCAGGACCUCUCCAGGAUGUGGAUACGUGUGAGAAAAUGCAUUCAACAAAAUUAGUCGCACAAGUUCGAAUGAUGGCAAAGACCGACACAAUAACUAAGAAGGGGUAUCUAUAUACUCCGGAGAAUACGGAUGAUUAUUGGGUUAAGCGUUGGUUUGUAUUGAGAAGACCUUAUUUAUUUAUUUACGAAUCUCAAAAAGAAACUGAGGAGCAAGGCGUAAUAAAUCUUACGUCAGUUCGGGUUGAUUACAAGAAGGACUUGGAAGACAUGCUUCAGAGACAAAACGUAUUUGCCAUUUACACCAACAACAAUGCAUACAUUUUGCAAGCCACAUCGAGGCAGGAGAUGCAGGACUGGAUUUCCAAG
Molecule: messenger RNA, 474 nt
Organism: Acaulospora morrowiae
Lineage: Eukaryota; Fungi; Glomeromycota; Glomeromycetes; Diversisporales; Acaulosporaceae
Source: the annotation of a GenBank genome assembly